AGGGCAGAGAUAUGUAAACAAGAAAGCUGAGAUGGAUGGGCACUUGAGCCCUCCAGUCAGCCCUCACAGCCUUUCAUGUUUCUGCAUCAAUUAACUCAAGCCGUCCAAUCAGAGGAGAAAGGUGUGGGCCAGGGGUGGGAGGAGACAAGCCCACUUUCCCCAAAGUGAACAAGGCAGCGUCCGUAGUUUCAGGUAGAAGCAACAGGUAGCAGAUUAAAGAUGGCUGGUACAGCAAGGCAUGACCGGGAGAUGGCAAUCCAGGCGAAGAGAAACCUUUCCAAGACCACAGAUCCAAUUGAGAGGCUUCGGCUUCAGUGUUUAGCAAGGGGGUCUGCGGGCAUCAAAGGCCUUGGCAGGGUCUUUCGCAUCAUGGAUGAUGACAACAGCAGAACUAUCGAUUUCAAAGAGUUUCUCAAAGGUCUCAAUGAUUAUGCUGUGUUGAUUGAGAAAGAAGAAGCUGAAAGGGUUUUCAAGAUCUUUGAUAAAGAUGGGAGUGGAACCAUUGAUUUUGAUGAAUUUCUCCUAACAUUAAGACCACCUAUGUCUAAUGCAAGAAAAGAAGUAAUUUUGCAAGCCUUUCGAAAGCUAGACAAGACUGGGGAUGGCAUUAUCACCAUUGAGGACCUACAGGGAGUCUACAAUGUCAAACAUCACCCCAAGUACCAGAAUGGAGAAUGGACGGAAGAUCAAGUGUUCAGAACUUUUCUAGAUAACUUUGAUUCUCCUUAUGACAAAGAUGGACAGGUCACAACAGAUGAAUUCAUGAACUAUUAUGCAGGCGUCAGCGCUUCCAUCGACACCGAUGUCUAUUUCAUUGUGAUGAUGAAAAACGCUUGGAAAAUCUGAUUAUAUGGAUUUCAUAAAACAAGACUCCCCCCCC
Hemicordylus capensis (graceful crag lizard) is the source of this 880-nucleotide messenger RNA. It is a transcript of the gene CAPSL, whose product is annotated as calcyphosine like. The transcript is spliced from 5 exons. Lineage: Eukaryota; Metazoa; Chordata; Lepidosauria; Squamata; Cordylidae. The coding region runs from base 220 to 846 and encodes 208 amino acids. Gene Ontology annotation, molecular function: calcium ion binding. The record is from RefSeq and is a predicted model, not a curated record.